AUGAGCUAUAACGAGAAAGAACCAUUAAUUGAACCAAUGAAGCAACUCCUGAUUGAGCCAGCUUCUGGUUUUGGGGCGUCGUCACUACUUCAAAGUUUAAUGGCCUGUUUCCCUGGACUGAUAAGCCUAAGUGAAAGUGAAGACGACAACGAAUCUGAGACUGACAGUGACAAUGAGCAAGAAGAGAUCAUUAGACGCCGUCAGAAUGCCAACAAUGUAAUUGAUAUUCAGAACAAGCAUUUCAUUGGCGAACUGGAACUGAAACUCUCCGCCUUAAGACAACUUAUGAAGAAGUACAAUAUUGGAGUUUACAUCAUUGGCUCAGAAGACGAACACCAAUCGGAAUACACUGCUAUUUCCGAUAAAAGACGACAAUAUAUCUCCGGGUUCACGGGGAGUGCUGGAAUCGCUGUAGUCACCUUGGAAGAUUCAGCCAAAUUAGAAGGUGAUGCCAUACUUUCAACCGAUGGACGAUACUUUAUUCAAGCUGGCAAGGAGCUUGAUCCAAAGCAUUGGAAAUUGUUGAAACAAGGAGUUAAGGGGUAUCCUUCCUGGACGGAAUACGCCAUUAGUAAAGCCAAAAGUAAUCCAUUUUCCAAAGUGAUAUCAACAGAUCCUCGGUUAAUUAGUGUUAGCAUUGGACAGUACUUUGAGAAAGCUGAACAGGUAUCGUUUAGACCACUUGAGAUCAAUUUGGUAGAUGAAAUAUGGGGCUCAAACAAACCACAACGGUCCCAACUGCCCUUAUAUGAGUUACCAUUGGCUUAUUCGGGUGAAAGCAGUAACCACAAGUUGACUCAAGUCCGUUCAGUAAUGUCUAAAUAUCAUGGAGAUUAUUUGGUCAUUAGUUCAUUGGAUGAAACUGCUUGGUUGUUCAAUUUAAGAUGUGAUGAUGCCGUUCCCUUCAAUGCUGUCUUCUUUUCCUAUGCCAUUGUUUCCCAAGACGAAGUUGUAUUGUAUGUUGAUCUAAAGCAAAUCAGUUCCACCACAGAUGAAUAUUUGCAAACCGUCAAAGGCUUGAAGUUGAAACCUUAUCAAGACUUUUAUAAGGAUUUGAGUCAGUUAAAGGCUUCUAACAAAAUCAUACUACCAUCAAUGGACAAGACUAACUUUGCCUUAUAUUCAGCUGUUGCUGUAAAGAAAGAUCAGAUCGUAUUCCUGUCAGUUGUUUCCAACAUAAAAAUUGUUAAGAAUCCAGUUGAACUUGCUAAUGCUCAAAUUGCUCAAGAUAGAGACUCUUAUGCGUUUAUCUUGUUCACAGCAUGGUUGGAACGUCAACUAAAGAAGAAUAAAACCCUUACCGAAUGGGAUGCAGCAUUGAAGAUCUAUGAUAUUAGAACCAAGUUACCUCAUUUCAAAGGCUUAUCAUAUGAAACUAUUGCUUCUAGUGGUAUCAAUUCAGCGUUGCCUCAUUAUGGACCAACAGCUAAAGACCAUAUUGAUAUCGACCCUAAAACAAUCUUCUUGGUUGAUUCCGGGGCCCACUAUUUAGAAGGAACCACAGAUAUAACCAGAACAUACAAAUUUGGUGAUGAAGGUUUAACAAAUGACAUGAUAAAAUAUUAUACCUUGGUGUUAAAAGGUCAUAUUGCUUUAGCCUUAAGUCAAUUUCCCGAAAAGUCCCCCAACACCGGCAUAAUCUUAGAUGGUUAUGCCAGACAAUUUCUUUGGAUGGAAGGUUUGGAUUUCAAUCAUGGAACAGGUCAUGGAGUGGGCAGUUUUGGUGAUGUCCAUGAAGGACCCGUUUAUAUUCCUGCCAGCCCUACAAUUUUUAAUGAAGUCGAUGUCUAUCAGGAAGGUGUGGUGUUGACUGACGAGCCAGGGUAUUAUUUGGAAGGACAAUAUGGAUUUAGAAUUGAAAGUGAUUUGGCCAUAGUGAAAGGUAAUGGGUCCAAUAGAAACGGUACAAAGUUCUUAAAGUUCUCUUACAUGACCAAGGUUCCCUUCUGCAAGAAAUUAAUUGAUAAAGCUUGGCUAUCUCCGAGAGAAAUUGAGUGGAUUAAUAGUUACCAUUUGAAAGUCCGGGAUGAAUAUGCUGGCCAGUUAUUGAAAGAAGGUCACAUCACUGCUUAUACUUGGUUGCUCAAGGAAACUAGCCCUCUUUAA
Messenger RNA from Lizanozyma spartinae, 2106 nucleotides. RefSeq lists its product as uncharacterized. The record is from RefSeq and is a predicted model, not a curated record. The transcript has a single exon. NCBI's taxonomy places the organism in Eukaryota, Fungi, Ascomycota, Pichiomycetes, Serinales, Debaryomycetaceae. The coding region runs from base 1 to 2106 and encodes 701 amino acids.